This is a messenger RNA of Sycon ciliatum, 2871 nucleotides long. RefSeq names its product heparan-alpha-glucosaminide N-acetyltransferase-like. Lineage: Eukaryota; Metazoa; Porifera; Calcarea; Leucosolenida; Sycettidae. Bases 118 to 2406 code for a protein of 762 amino acids. The record is from RefSeq and is a predicted model, not a curated record. The transcript has 24 exons.
AUAGUCUAGUGAUACACGUUUCAUGACUUCGCCAGAAAUAUUUUGUGAAAGUUAUAGUUUCUUGUCGUUCUGAUCAGCUGAGGGAAAUGUCGGUGCAAACGUGCCUCCUCUAGGGAGAUGUACCUGCACAACUGGGUCGCUGGAGGAAUGGAGUCGACAGCCCGACUCGGUAUCGUGCUGGGAUUUGUGCUGUGGCUAGCCAGCUCUGCACAGGCAUCCGAUGUCACAAAGGACACGGUCAUCAUUGUGAAUACACGUGCCAACUAUUCAGCGAGCCUCGUGUUCACAGCCAGUAGUCUGGACGGCGAGACAAGCUACCCACAGCUGGAUGUGAACGCCACCGUGGCUAGCAGUGCAGCAGUCACCUUGGAUCUGUCUCCAACAGGACCUAAAGGUGUGCCACUUCUCUGGUCCCUCAGCGUCUCGAUCUACCGCCCCGUGAGCGCAAAUGUUCAAGGCCUGGAGUUUGAAGUCUUCACAAACCCAAGCCGUCUCAUUCGUGUUUCUCAACCCGGCCCGAAUGAUAUCAGUCUGAAGGUCACUACCAAUGAAACAAUUGACCUGAAAAACUCGAAGCCAGAUCAUGUUGUAGACAAGGCCACUGUACUGGCUGUCAACGAUGGUGACAAUUCAACGGAUAGAGUCAUGGUACCGCUCUACGUCAACGCUACCUCAGAUAAUUGCUACAAGUGCAGAGCCUGGGCGUUGCAAGGCGACGAAGGAGAGCUGCUGGAGAAUGACGGUAUGUACCUUAAGGUUGGUACCAACUUUGGCACCAUGUUCGACGUCUUCAAGCCGAUUGGCAAUCGCUCCACCAGGGCAGGCGAGGUCUUCAAUGAUGGACGGUUUCAGCUGACACUGGAGGAGAAAGGAGAGUACCUGUUGCUGUGCCAUGGUCAUGAGACGACUGGUGACGUAGUGGACUGUGCCAUGUAUCAAACCAAGAGAGGCGUCGACACUUUUGCCCCUCUCUGGCAUGCUGUACUGGCACUGUUUCUGAUCUCUGUUGUUCUGAGUACACUGCUGUUCCUGGACAGACGCUAUCAACUGUGGUUGCGCAUGCAGUGUCGAACACAUGAUCGCCUGGUCAACACGGAUCUUGGUGAUACCGAGGAGUUCUCUGGUAGCAAGUACACAUCCCGUGUGGCAUCCAAUGAUGAUUCGGAGGCAUCUGAGGCAGCGGGAGCCUUGCAAAGCCGACGCGCUCAGCUGGGAAACGACGCAUCAACACCACCGCGGGGAAAACGACUCAAGAAGCGCUUGCGAUCGCUGGACACGUUCCGCGGGCUGUCACUUAUCAUCAUGAUCUUUGUGAACUACGAAGGUGGACGCUAUUGGUUCUUCAAUCACAGUCGAUGGAAUGGGCUGACUGUUGCUGACUGUGUCUUCCCUUGGUUUAUCUGGAUCAUGGGAACGUCAAUGGUGAUCUCGUUCAACUCUUUGCGUCGCAAGGGCUUGAGCAAGUGCUCCAUGGCGAUGAAGGUCAUCCGGCGUGCCGUCAUUCUCUUCUGCAUCGGCCUCUUCCUCAAUAACGGGUACGACCUGAAGCACUGGCGUAUUCCCGGCGUACUGCAGCGAUUUGGCGUCUCCUAUCUGGUGGUGGGCCUGGUGGAUAUAUUCGUGCCCACACUCCGAAUUGUGAGCAAGGUAUCGCCAGUGUACGACAUAGUGGCCUAUCUGCCUCAGUGGAUCAUCAUGAUCAGUCUGGUGAUAAUCCACACCGCCAUCACGUUUGGCAUGCACGUGCCAGGUUGUCCAACUGGAUAUCUUGGUCCGGGUGGCAUUGCUGAUGACAAUGCGUAUCCGAAAUGCACUGCCGGUGCAGCGGGUUAUCUCGAUAAGCUGCUGUUCGGCCCCGAUCACACCUAUGGUGGCCCGACGUGUCUGGAUACGUAUCACUGUGAGCCAUAUGAUCCCGAAGGAGCUCUUGGUAGUCUGACUUCCAUCUUUCUGUGCUUCCUGGGUUGUCAGGCUGGCCGCAUACUGGUUGUGUAUGAGCAGGGAGUUCCCCGCAUCACGCGCUGGAUUGUCUGGGGUUGUGUUCUGGGCGCAAUCGGCACUGGUCUGUGUCAGGCAUCCCAGAACACCGGCUUGAUUCCCAUCAACAAAAACCUGUGGUCGCUAUCCUUCAUCCUAGUGCUGGGUGCCGGUGCCUUCAUGCUCCUGUCUGUCUGCUAUAUCCUUGUGGACGUUCUGGAAAUCUGGAGUGGUGCUCCCUUCUACUAUCCAGGAAUGAACUCGAUAUUCGUUUACGUCGGCAGCGAGCUACUGCAGAAGUUCUUUCCGUUCAGCUUUCAAGUGUCUAGCGGGCAUAGCGGUAUUCUAGCCAGCAGCUUAGUUGGUGUGAGCGUCUGGCUUGUCGUUGCCUUCUACCUACAUCAUAUCAAGUUUUUCUUGAAGAUUUGAAUUAUGCAUGCGUUGUAACUUACCUCAGGAAGUUUGUGAAAAGGAAUUUUGAGAUUUGCAUAAAACAUAGUCGUAUUGUGUCGUAUUGUGACAUCACGAAAAACUUUGCAUGCUCAUUCUAUAAAUAUAUUAUGAAAUAUAUUAUACUUUUGUAGCGGUCAGUUAGGUGGGCGUCCGGUUUCACUUCUGGUCAUUCUUCUUCUUCUUUUUCUUCUUCUUGCUCUUCUUGUCGUUGUCAUCAUCGCUGCCAAAUUGUGCGCUUGCGAAGUUCACAAAUACCUAGAAGAUGACAGGACAGACGAAUAUUAUCUGCCAAGGUCUGCCAAGAUAGUUAGUAGUACAUUUUACCAACUCUUUGAUUACCCAUUACAGAAAGGAAAGGACUGAUUAGGUUAGAUUCUUAUAAUUACUCUCUUUUGUACAUAUUUUGUACAUGCUAAUCUAUCGACAGCAUAACGAAAACAA